GGAUAUUAAAGUCCUCCGGCGGCGCGGUGCCGCCAUGUCUCCCAGGGAGAAGUGGUGGAUCGUGUUUACCUCUCUGGUGGUCUUUUCUUUCGCAAUCCUUUAUUUAACACUUUAUUUUAUCCCGUACAUUUUUUACAUUGUGUUUAUUUUCGGUGGAAUUUGUGUCGCCUGUUUUCAUUACACCGGCGACUCGCCGUUUCAUGCCAGGUUAGGCCCUCAUCCUCGGACAAGCCUGGUAAUCCCACCGGUAUUCCGACGCUGGUUACCGCGGGCGACUGCCAACGGAGUACCGACACCCGGACGAGUACACCGGGAUCGUUUCAACAAAACCACUCAAAGGGAUUCAUUUUUGUCAGGUGGCGAGGGACGCUUGCGGAACCCUGGCGAUUUUUACAGAGACGCAGACACAUUUAGUGACUCGGUGGUGUUCAGUCCCCGAGACAUAUUCAUGGGGAGUUACAUUGGAAAGCAGGAUAGUCCUUUACCCGCCGCGAGAGCCUGUGGUGGUGGUUCCAGAGAGCUCCGUGAAAGGCUGUCUCGACCCAACCAUGCAGUGCCCACCCCGAGCAGAAGACUGUCAUUCAGCAGGGAGCCCAUCGCCACGACGGGCAGAUUCACCAUCACCCCUCAACGACACUACCCCCUCCAGCAAGUAGGCUCCCCGUUGCUGGGUGUGCUGCCCCCGACUCGGUGGGAUGGCUACAGAAAGAAGGCCGUCCUGACGCCGCGAAACUCGCCGGCAGCCCACAGCCCCGUUACCGUGAAGAUCGCACGCCCGGACCGCGCCCGGUCCCCCCUUUAUGACCCAUUAAAUUUGCCGAUGUCUCAUCCUUUGGGGUUGAGCGCGGCUGCUGACCCCUGUGCCCGAGAGACUGUCCUCAAUAUUUUGAAGGAAAGCCGCAAAAGAGGGGUAGAAGAAGAUGAGCGAGCCUGUCCUCCUGAGCAGAAAAACAAGAGGAGACGCAGUGACAGCGGCGGUAGCAGUCAUUCUGCCUUUGAGCCUCUCCUUGCCAAUGGAGCCCCCUCCCAGCUGGUGCCCAAGCCUGGGAGCUUGAAGCGGGGUUUGAACGCAUCCGUGAUGGAGGAGUCCCUCAUAAAGCGCAACCGCACCUCCUCCAUGAGCUCCCAGACUAGCAGUUUGGACCCUUGCGGAGUCCUCGGUUCAGCCCGAAACCCCAUCCGCAGCUCCUACAGCUCCUCACAGGGAUAUCCUCAGCGUAAGGCAGCCUCCAGCCUCAACUUCUCCCCCCUUUCCAGCCCCGGGUCGUCGCGCUCGCAGACCCCGGAGCGGGUCUUCAAAAAGCCACGAGAAGAUGAGGCGCUCUCUCCCAGCUCUGUAUCUUCACCGAGUUCUGAUGGGACAGUGAUGGACCAGACUGCAGCCCCAGGCAAGCUGCCACCGAUGCCCGAGGCCCCUGCCCCAAUGGCCUCAUGGGAUUCCGGAUGGAGCGAUAACAAGCGCAAGCGGAAGGUCCAGCUGGUAUCCAGCCGCAGAGGCGACCACAUCUCCCUGCCCCCUCCCCCGGAGCUGGGCUACACAGUCACAGUAAAGGACCUGGACUUGGAGAAAGCCGCGGCCCUCAAGCAGAUCAGGAAGGUCCUGGAAGAGCCAGAGCCAGUGAAACCUGUGGCACCCUCCAGCAUGCUCUCCUUUCUCACGCCCACGUCCAGCACGUCGCCUCCCGCCCCCGCCGCCCUGCUGUUGGGCUCUGCCGCCGCUCCGGCCUGCGCGGCCACCACAGCGCCCACCCUGACCCUUGCCCCCGCCUCUGAGGCAGCCUCGGCCAACGCCAUCAACACCACACCCGCCCCGGCGGCUCCAAGCAUCGCCCCUCCCGCCAGCUCGGCCAACCCGCUGCUGGAGUCGCUGAAGAUGAUGAAGAGCAGCCCGGCGCCCAGCCCUGCUGUCAGCAGCCCGGCAGCCCCUGCCGUGACCUCAGCCGUAACAAGCUUGUUGGCUCCAGCCCCCGGCGUCAAGUCAGAGCCCAGCCUGAGCACGGCCCAGCCAGCCCCCAUGGCCCUGCCGCCCGGCUCCCUGGGCAUGUCCGCCUUCGCUCAGGUGCUGGCUCAGCCCCUGAAGCCGCCUGAUAGCACCGCACCCUCGGCAAGCAUCACGUUCAACCUGGGCACGCCCUCUGCUGCCACCACAUCCGCCGCCGUGGCACCUGGGUUAGCUAUUGGUACCACCAUCAGCAGCAGCGGGGGCAGCAACCCACUGCCAUCGGCCUUCAAGCCCAUUUUUGGUGCUGCCACCAGCACACCCGCCGUCACCUCCACCGCCGGGGUGACGCCAGCAUCCGCACCAGCAUCCUCGUCAGCAGGUGCCCCGGUCGUGUCCUCCUUCAAGCCCAUCUUUGGGAACUCCUCCACCAGCUUCCCCGCUUUCGGCCAGCCGCCGUCCUCUCUUGCCCCGGCGUCCACAACACCGUCGUCCAGCAGCGCCACCAUUAUCAGUAGCCUCUCCGGCACGGUCACUUCGGCCUCCCCUGUGACGGUCAAGCCUCUUUUUGGCGGCUGGAACGCCACGCCUGCUGCUGGCACGUCCGCCUCCACCACCGCCGCCCCAGCCACAGGGAUCUCCUUCCAGUUCGGCAGCACUCCUGCCAGCACAACGUCGCUGUCCCUGAGUACAACCACAUCCACCUUUCAGUUCGACCCGGCGACGACAUCCACCUCCGCCCCGCCGGCUGCUCCCCAACCCGCCCUUCAGGGGGCCUUCACGUUCAGCCAGUCAGGCAACCAGACGGCCACCACCGGGUCCUUUGGUGGCUUUGCCGUGACCGGCAUGGCAACCGCGACAACCACAACCACCGCAUCGGCGUCAGGAGGUCAGUCGCUAUUCACCUUCGGGAAGCCCUCGUUCGAUGGGCCCGCCCAGACUGGCUCUGCCCCUCCAGCUGUAAGCAAGUCUUUCCCCUUCGGGGGCAGCGGGCCCACGCCGUUCAGUUUCGGCACGGCGGCGUCCACUUCCACGGCCACGUUCGGCACCCCAAGCCAGCCGGCGUUCGGUGGGGGGACGUCGACUUUCCAUUUCGGCGGCACCUCUGCUCCCUCCGGUGCUUCACCUUUCGGCACGGUCACCCAGUCGCCCGUGCCCACCUUCACCUUCGGAGGACCGUCGUCCGCCCAGCCCGGCGCUUCCACCGCCACCCAACCAAGCACCGGAGGCUUCAGUUUCGGCACGGCUGCUCCAGACACGCAGUUUGGAGCCCCAACCCCAGCUAACCCCACCAGUCAGACUGCAGGUUUCGCCUUCGGCGCCAGCAGUGCCAAGGACAGCAAGCCAGCUUUUGGGAACACCUUUGGAUCUCCAAGCUUAAAUUUUAGCGGAACGUCAAACCCUGCAUUCGGGCAGAACGCCAACAUGCCCUUCACCAGCCCAGGCACACAGACCCCCGGCUUUGGUGCACUGGCCUCCUCGCCGUUCGGGGCUUCGACGGCGGCUUUCUCCAUCGGCUCGUGUUCGAAGCCCGCCGGGGCCCGCCAGCGGCUUCAGGCCCGGAGGCAGCACCCAAGGAAGAAGUAGUCGGGGUGGGGGGGCGGGCCCUGCCUCUGCUUCCGCCCAUGGCUUUUUGCUCUGACCUUUGACCCCGACGGUUACCCACCUGACCCCCACUCCACCGCAUCCCAAGGCCGGGCCUGGCCACGAUUCAAAAGACGACCUUCCAGUCUCGACACUGUUACUAGUGACCGAGCGCCCCCCCCCCAUCCGACCCCCUUAGCCAGCAUGGGGAGCUGGGGUCCCGCAGGCGAUGGAAUACGGCACAUAUUACUUGAACAAUCCCAGUCUUGGAUGGAGUCGGUUCUCUUUCCCUCUGGCCCCCUCACUCCCUGCCCAUCUGUCAUUCUCCAUCAUGACGACUAGGCUGAAGUCGAUAUCCUCUUGAUUUGACUGCUUCGUGGCGGGAUGUGAGGGGGGAGAGGGCAACCUCCGGCUUUCGUGUGCAGGGAGCCAGCGCGUCUCCCGGGGCGUGGCGACAUAGCAGGCGCCGCAGUUAGGUCUUUUUUUUUUCUUUAUUAUUUUUCUGUUUGCCCAAUAGGAAUUCUCCCUAUGCAGCCCACCUAAACGGCUCAACGUCUACAGAGAGGGGUCAGCACUGACAUUUCUGACAGCAGAAUCUGUCGCAUGCCGAAGGCGAGACGUAUUUAUAGCACCGUAUGGUGAUCGCUUCUCAAGUUUGUUGUUUUUCCAAAGAGCAAUUUCAUGAUUUUGUUUCUUAGCAUCAGUUAAAUAGUUAGCAUAUUUAGAAUAAAUCUGAUUACGCUUCACAAGUUUAACGGGAUUUUUUUUUGUUUUGCUGCAGCUCUAGCGACCUUUCAUAGAGGCUGUAUCUAUUUUAAUAAUGGCAAACGGGGGAUUAUUUUCCAAGCACUCAAACCAUCCUUGCUGUUUUUUCUUUUUCUACAGCCCUGUUGCAGUAUAGACCUGUGACACAGACAUUCUCUCUCUUUCGCUUGCUCUUUCUCUCUCCCUCCCUCUCUUUUCUGGCCUAUGCCUGGCUCUCUGAAAAACCAAAGCCCUCCCAGUUCUUUGCAAUGCCAUUACAAGCAAUUCCUGUUGUUCACUGUUCAGAUUUGCCACUGUCAACACGAGCUGCUUUUAUUCUAGACUACCUCUGUCUUUCACAUACACUGUCUGGCUCCCGCCCCCCCCCCCCCCCAGUCCUUGGCCCUGGCUCAUCUUAUUUAAUAUGAAAUAAAUGAGGGGGAAUCGGCCAUCUCAUAGCUGGUGCUGCAAACUCCCA
Messenger RNA from Paramormyrops kingsleyae, 4745 nucleotides. It is a transcript of the gene pom121, whose product is annotated as POM121 transmembrane nucleoporin. Gene Ontology annotation, molecular function: structural constituent of nuclear pore. The record is from RefSeq and is a predicted model, not a curated record. Gene Ontology annotation, cellular component: nuclear pore. NCBI's taxonomy places the organism in Eukaryota, Metazoa, Chordata, Actinopteri, Osteoglossiformes, Mormyridae. Gene Ontology annotation, biological process: RNA export from nucleus; protein import into nucleus.